AUGGUGAAGUGGUACGAGGUACAACCCGACCGUAGCGAUUCUGGCAGCUAUCCCGACAUUGAUGGCUUUGGUCCAGUUGAAUAUAUCACCAUAGCAUCAACGGAACGAGUCGUCUGUCAAGAUAUUUGGGAUGUUGGACUUAUUCCCGCAGAUGUUUUGCAGUCACUGUAUGUUUGUCUUUGGGAAUCCAAUACAGACAUCGUUGCAGAAGGCGAGACGCUUGUCAAGACCCUGAUGAGUAUCAGGAAGAAGAGGAAUUUCAGUCUCCAUAUCGAAUUGGUUCAACAGGAGGUCAGGUUAAACUUGUGGGUCCCGUGGAUCGAACUCCUGAGACCUGUUCUCCAGGCAUAUGAACGCGAAGGAGGGCAUUUGCGUUUCAAAUGGGGGCAUCCGUUUAACAGGUACGACGACAUAGAGUUUGACCUCACCGAGGUGCUCAGAGAUACGAGUGGAAGUGAACAGUGGAGGCAAGAUGCGAGAGAGUAUCUGGACAGUCUGGAUGACUAUAUCCUCAAGGAAUAUCACGAGGAUCCGUGGAUCGCAUUUUCGGAACGCCAUUACCUUAUCGAGAAUGAGCCAGAUUAUGACCCCAAGAAUUAUGCUCAUCCUGCGCUCAACACUCCGCCCGGCUUCUAUCCUGAUGAAUCAGAAUAUAGCGAUAGCGACGAUGAUACUGGCGCAAGCGAUGCUAGUCAAGACGAUGCUGGCGAAGACGACCUCAGCGAAGAGGACUCAAGCGCAGACGACGCUAGCGAAGACGAUGUCAACGCGGACGAUGCUGGCGAACAUGACUCUACUGCGCAAGUCUCUACUGCCGCAGUCUCUACUACGGAUUAA
Messenger RNA from Alternaria novae-zelandiae, 837 nucleotides. RefSeq lists its product as uncharacterized. The transcript is spliced from 2 exons. The record is from RefSeq and is a predicted model, not a curated record. NCBI's taxonomy places the organism in Eukaryota, Fungi, Ascomycota, Dothideomycetes, Pleosporales, Pleosporaceae. The coding region runs from base 1 to 837 and encodes 278 amino acids.